AUGGUUUUCAGCAUAUUGAUUUUGUCAGCAUUUGUACCUAGAGUGCUGUGUUCGCUGGUGAAUAGGAUGGAUCAUGAUCUUCUUAUUGCGAAUAAUAGCAACUUUGAUUCACUUGUCAUAUCCCCUAGGGCUAAAACGCCAACAUCAGCUUUUUUUUAUAGCGCAAAGGAUAAAAACAUCAAAAAAUUGAUUAACUAUACUAUGGAUAUUGUAGCAAAGGAUUUAAAGGGUGUUUAUCCAAUAUAUACAGUGGAUUGUGAUCAACCUGCAAACACUGCAAUUUGUAAAAGACAACUUAAUAACGCCAACACGCCACAACUGAUAGUGUAUCCCGUACUACCUCAGCCACAGUAUUUCUUCAAGGGAAAACUAGACGAUAAGGAUCAGAUAAUUGGUACACUAUUAUCUCACAUUCCUUCCAACGUUGAAGUAAUACCCUACGGUGGUUAUCCCUUGUUCAUGACGAACAUGGAAGUUGUUCCCAAAGUACUACUUGUUACCGAUAAAGAAAAGCCCUCUUGGAUCUACAAGGCACUAUCCAAUUCAUUUAAAAAUAGUUUAAUAUUUGGGUUUUUCAAGUCAAAGGAACACUCAGACAUUGUUUCAAAGUAUAACAUAAAGAAGUUUCCAUGGCUGGCAGUUAUAAAAAAUAACAAACCACACAUUUACAAUGGCGAGAUGAAAUUCCAGCCACUGUUUGACUGGCUAAAUAUCUACUCCGAAACUUAUAUAAAAGGAAACGAUAUUGCGACUAACCAAGUAGACAUUACUCCCAAACCAUGGAAAUUUGAGCAAAUACCGCAACUAACUCACGAAUCGCAGCACGACAUCUGUUUCAGGGAUACUUCAAAGGGGUUGUGUGUAAUAUAUUUAACUACAAAGCUGACUCAAGCUGACAAGAAUAUGCUUAUUGAUGUAUCCAAUGAAUUUUCGUCAAAAAUAAAGGGAAGAGGUGCUUCUUUUAGGUGGAUGUGGCUGAACUGUGAGGAAGAGGCUAAAUUCAAAAAUGUGUUUAAUGUUACCAAGCUACCAUCACUCGUAGUGCUAAAUCCACAUAAGAGAUUAAGGUACAUUGCAUUAGAUGGUUUUGCUAACAAGGAAAAUAUUACAAAACUAAUCGAAAAAAUCCAGAUGGGAGAGGCCAAGUUCACGACUAUCCCCGGGGGCAAGUUGCCUGACUUCACUGUCGUGCGCUCUGAACUAUAG
Messenger RNA from Babesia microti strain RI, 1206 nucleotides. RefSeq names its product conserved protein, unknown function. The record is from RefSeq and is a predicted model, not a curated record. Lineage: Eukaryota; Apicomplexa; Aconoidasida; Piroplasmida; Babesiidae. The coding region runs from base 1 to 1206 and encodes 401 amino acids. The transcript has 5 exons.